CUCGGCGGAGUCCGGAUGGAGGACUCGGACUCGGCCGCAAAGCAGCUGGGCCUGGCCGAAGCAGCGGCGGUAGCGGCCGCGGCCGCUGUGGCGGCGGCGGCCGCGGCGGCGGCGGCGGCCGCGGCCGCAGCAGGGGACGAGGCCGAGGAGCCGGUGCUGAGCAGAGACGAGGACUCAGAGGAAGACGCAGACUCGGAGGCGGAGCGCGAGGCGCGGCGGGUCACGGCCGUGGCGGUGAUGGCGGCGGAGCCCGCGCACAUGGACAUGGGCGCCGAGGCCCUACCAGGGCCCGACGAGGCCGCAGCCGCCGCCGCCUUCGCAGAAGUUACCACGGUGACAGUAGCCAACGUGGGCGCCUCUGCAGACAAUGUCUUCACAACCUCGGUGGCAAACGCUGCGUCCAUCUCAGGACACGUCCUGUCCGGCAGGACCGCACUACAGAUCGGGGACAGCCUGAACACCGAGAAGGCCACACUGAUUGUCGUCCACACAGAUGGGAGCAUCGUGGAGACCACUGGGCUGAAGGGUCCAGCAGCUCCUCUCACCCCAGGCUCUCAGUCUCCUCCAACCCCACUGGCUCCCGGCCAGGAAAAAGGAGCUACCAAGUACAACUGGGACCCGUCAGUGUACGACAGCGAGCUGCCCGUGCGCUGUAGGAACAUCAGUGGCACACUUUACAAGAGCAGGCUGGGCUCAGGGGGCCGGGGGCGCUGCAUUAAGCAGGGGGAAAACUGGUACAGCCCGACGGAGUUUGAGGCCAUGGCAGGAAGAGCCAGUAGCAAGGACUGGAAGAGAAGCAUCCGCUAUGCGGGCCGGCCGCUUCAGUGCCUCAUCCAGGAUGGGAUCUUGAAUCCCCAUGCAGCCUCUUGCACCUGUGCAGCCUGCUGUGAUGACAUGACCCUGAGCGGCCCCAUCCGGCUCUUCGUGCCCUACAAGAGGCGAAAGAAGGAGAACGAGCUGCCCACGACGCCCCUGAAGAAGGACUGUCCGAAGAACAUCGCGCUGCUCCCGGCCGCCACUGCCACCACCUUCACCGUGACGCCCUCGGGGCAGAUCACCACGUCUGGGGCCCUGACCUUUGACCGUGCGUCCACUGUGGAAGCCACUGCCGUAAUCUCGGAGAGCCCAGCCCAGGGCGACGUCUUCACAGGAGCCACAGUGCAGGAGGCCAGCGUGCAGCCCCCGUGCCGCGUUGGCCACCCUGAGCCCCACUACCCCGGCUAUCAGGACAGCUGCCAGAUUGCACCCUUUCCUGAGGCCGCAUUGCCGACGUCACACCCCAAGAUAGUGCUCACAUCCCUGCCCGCCCUGGCCAUCCCACCCUCCACUCCCACCAAGCCUGUCUCCCCGGCAUCUCUCAGUGGGCUGGAGAUGGCAGAGCCGCGGAGCUGGCUCUACCUGGAAGAGAUGGUCAAUAAUUUGCUUAACACGACGCAGCAGCUGAAGACGCUGUUUGAACAGGCCAAGCAGGCCAGCACCUGCCGAGAGGCCGCCGCCCAGGCCAGGACGCAGGCUGACGCAGAGCGGAAGGAGCAGUCGUGUGUGAACUGCGGCCGGGAGGCCCUGAGCGAGUGCACCGGCUGCCACAAGGUCAACUACUGCUCCACGUUCUGCCAGCGCAAGGACUGGAAAGACCAUCAGCACAUAUGUGGCCAGUCGGCAGCUGUCACUGUCCAAGCUGACGAAGUGCACGUCACCGACAGCGUGAUUGAGAAGGUCACCGUGUGAGCUGAGCACUUCCCCGCCUCCCAGAAGGCCGAAGACCCUGCAGACGGGGACGUGGAGGAGACAAGGGGCAGGAAGCAGCUAGUGGACAGGUUCCCACAGACUGCAGCCCAGCGGCACCCUGGACAGGCGCUCCCCACCCAGCAGGCCCAGGAGGGCUGACAGCAGGGGACAGCCCAGGUCCGUACCCUCACGGUGCUCUCACCGGGACCGCGAGUGUGCACUCGCCCACGGUGUCCCGGAGCUGCGACACGUGUACACGCGUGUCAUGUCGUGUCGUGUCUGUCAGCAAAGCAGUAAAUAAAGCCCCGACCCACGCAU
Molecule: messenger RNA, 2046 nt
Organism: Heterocephalus glaber (naked mole-rat)
Lineage: Eukaryota; Metazoa; Chordata; Mammalia; Rodentia; Bathyergidae
Gene: Deaf1
Product: DEAF1 transcription factor
Biological process (GO): regulation of transcription by RNA polymerase II
Cellular component (GO): nucleus
Molecular function (GO): DNA binding; DNA-binding transcription factor activity, RNA polymerase II-specific
Source: RefSeq, a predicted model, not a curated record